CUCAAAUCGAUAGAGCAGCUAUCAUAUAGUGACAAUAUGAAACAACUCAAAUGAAGUCUAUCGCCAGCGGCAUACACACAUAGCAUAGUCAACAGUCACCUCAUACAACAUAAGAACCAUAACAGAAUACAAACAUAGGAACAUUCUAUGUGUUCCCUUCAAUGGAAAUCUCUGCACACAGACCCCCUUCACCAAUGCUUCACUGUAUAGAGCAACUAGUGCAGACUACCACCUCAACCCCCAUCCUCAGGCACCAACCACCGCACAGACCAACUCAAAAAGCCAACCAAACCUCAUGGUCUUGACACCUCAGCAUCCCAUCCCCAAUCGCCUAACAAGCAUCCCACCACAACCCCGCCAAGAUGAUGCAAACUCGCAUGCUCACUAAAGAAGACGAAGCCCUCACGGGCAGCGAGGACAACGAAGUCCGCCGCGAGGACCAAGAAAAGAUCAAUCGCUUUAGUCGGCUGCACCAGCGCGAGACGCUGCUCGAGGAGCAGUUGAAGCUGAAGAUGGAAGACAAAGAAGAUCUAGAAGAAAUCUCCACGGAACUGGAGCUGGCAGAUGAGGAUGAGCUGGUACCGUACAAAAUCGGAGAUGCGUUCUUCCAGCUCCCCCUUGAAGAGGCUCAGUCCCUGCUGUCGACGGCAACAGAGCAGGUCGAUGCCGAUGUGGGCAAGCUCGAGGAGGGACUGAGUGAUCUGCGGGAGGAGUUGCAGCAGUUGAAGGUGGCUUUGUAUGCGCGGUUCGGACGGAGCAUUAACCUUGAGACUUAAUUAUAGUGUCUAUCUACUACUGCCGUUCGUGUAAUGUGACAGAAAGUGAUGA
Messenger RNA from Aspergillus welwitschiae, 828 nucleotides. Its product is annotated as tubulin-binding prefolding complex subunit GIM3. Gene Ontology annotation, biological process: protein folding. The transcript has 5 exons. The record is from RefSeq and is a predicted model, not a curated record. Lineage: Eukaryota; Fungi; Ascomycota; Eurotiomycetes; Eurotiales; Aspergillaceae. Bases 363 to 776 code for a protein of 137 amino acids. Gene Ontology annotation, cellular component: prefoldin complex; cytoplasm.